Messenger RNA from Rotaria sp. Silwood1, 696 nucleotides. The record is from the annotation of a GenBank genome assembly. Lineage: Eukaryota; Metazoa; Rotifera; Eurotatoria; Philodinida; Philodinidae.
AUGUCUAUUGGAGGUGGUCCAGUCGUAUCUAGAAAGCGAAUCAGUUCAGCUGCUCAUCGUAAGAUAAAACUAAAUAAAUAUGAAAAAUUUGCUUGUAUUCGUCUUCAAGAUACACGAGACAAAGUCAAAUCAAUUGAAUUAAAUGAAGAAGCUAGUGUUGACACACAAAUUGUAUCAAAUACUCGUCUUGCUCACUUUGAAGAUCAGCAAGUUUUUUUAACGGCUACUCAUCCUUUACUUGAAUGUCAUGCUGAUGAAUUAUCUAAUCGAAAACAUCCGUCAUCACCACUUUGCCUUAUUGUAUCACCUACAUGUCAACAUGUUUUACAAACAGAAGAUGAAGCAAGAAAAAUCACAUAUCGAACUGCUGUGGUACCAUGUAAGUUACUUCAUAAACGUACAGCGAGAAUAUGUAUUCUCGUAAAAUGUCCGGGUGAUUAUUAUUUGCACCUACAUCGCAUUGCUGCUGGUGGUCAUGAUAUGUUUACUGUAUCGGAUCGUCUUCAAGACAUGGUAGGAAAAGUCCAAAUGAAACUAACCGAUACAGAAUUGGAACUUGAUAUACGAAAAUUAGCAAGUCUUGGUUUAUCAUUACAAGAAGAACGUGUUCCAUGGAUAUUUUUCGCAACAUUUUCUAACCAAUUACAACAAUUAGCAAAAUAUGUCCUUCGUGAAGAUUAUAUUUUUUUUCUAUGA